This is a messenger RNA of Lodderomyces elongisporus, 513 nucleotides long. RefSeq names its product Ctf8p (gene CTF8). Lineage: Eukaryota; Fungi; Ascomycota; Pichiomycetes; Serinales; Debaryomycetaceae. The coding region runs from base 1 to 513 and encodes 170 amino acids. Gene Ontology annotation, biological process: mitotic sister chromatid cohesion. The record is from RefSeq and is a predicted model, not a curated record. The transcript has a single exon. Gene Ontology annotation, cellular component: Ctf18 RFC-like complex.
AUGCCAACAGCUACAAUUGAUUGCACACCUAUAUGCUCAAACAACACUAUAGAAGCAGAGGAAGGAUUACUGCCGAGAGGAAACGAUUCACUCUCAACAGUAAUGACCCCACAUGGGCUAGCUGUGCUUGAAAUACAAGGUGAAUUAAACUUACCAGAUCAUAGACCAGUUGGUACUACACAAACCCCACAAACCAGUGAUUCACCAUACAUCACAGUCGAUGAUAUUUACGAUGCUGUAAAAUUUGGACAUCUAGAGUUUGACAAAAAGGACGAAAGUAAAGUGACACUUUUCAUAGGCAAGAGCCAACGGUUGAUUGGAAAUAUUGUCAAAUUGGAUACUCCAUUGGGCUUGUUAAAGAUCCCUUUAAGUGGUGCCAAUGGGAUGAACUUGGAAGAUGAUCAAAAUGACAAAGAUAAAGACGAUGCAUCUGAGUCUACAGAAAAAGUACAAAUGAUUGAUAUAAUUAAAGCGAAAAUGAUCUUCAAACAUCGACCAUUGCCCAUAAUGUGA